Molecule: messenger RNA, 2001 nt
Organism: Miscanthus lutarioriparius
Lineage: Eukaryota; Viridiplantae; Streptophyta; Magnoliopsida; Poales; Poaceae
Source: the annotation of a GenBank genome assembly
AUGGCAGAAGCUUUGGUCAUAGUGGUUCUUCAAAAGAUUACCUCUGCACUUGGAGAAGAGGGAUUGAAAAUUAUCAGUUCGAAGUUACAGAAGCAGGUACCUGACAUGCAAGAAGUAAUCCACAGAAUGAGUCUGGUCCAAAGUGAUUUGUCGAUGAUGCAAGCAUUCAUAAGUCAAGUAGAUGCUCGUAGUUCCAGUGAUAAGUUACUGGAGGCCUGGCUGGAACAGGUAAGACAAGCGGCACAUGAAGCUGAGGACAUUGUUGACGAGUACAUUUAUCUUGUUGGCCAAAUGGAAGGAACAAACAGUUUCCUAAAGAGAGCAUUGAAACAAGCAGCAGAGAUUAAAAGAUGGCGCAAGCUUGCAGCCCAUGCUAAAUUCGUGGAGGAUUGUCUUAAAAAGAUCACUGAGACAAAAAACCGGUUUGAUGUAUCAGUGGCCGACAGUAGGAGAGAUAAUUCAUUGAGUUAUUCUAGCAGACUCCAACAUCUGUCUGAACACUCGUACCUGAAUGAUGAUGUUUAUUUUGUGGGGAACAAGGAAGAGGAUAAGUGCUUAACAGAAUGGCUAUCUGAUUUGAGGAAAGACCGCACUGUUAUCUCCAUAUGUGGAAGGAUUAGGGCUAAAGAUCUCCUCCAAAAAAUCCUACUGCUGCUUAUGGCAAAAAGCGAGAAUAUUCCAGAUGGGCUUGACACUAUGGAUUGCAUGAAUUUAGUUGAACUACUUAGAAGAUAUCUUAAGGACAGGAGAUACUUAAUUGUGUUGGAUGAUGUAUGGAGUAGGGACUCUUGGCCUUUACUAGAUAGUGCAUUUGUCAAGAAUGACAACGGGAGCCGAAUCAUUAUUACGACUCGAAUCCAAGCUGUGGCAUCCGUGGCUGAUUCAAACCGUGAAAUGAAGCUUUGUUUACUACCGAAGGAGGAAGCAUGGACUCUUUUCUGUCAAAAGGUCUUCUCAAGAUUAGAUGAUAGAAGUUGCCCCAUCAGCCUUAAGACCUGUGCUGAAAGAAUUGUAGACUAUCAGAUAGAACGGAAACAGCUAAUCAGACUCUGGAUAGCUGAAGGAUUUGUUCAGGAUAGAGGAGCUGAGAUGACACUGGCAGAUGUAGCUACAUGUUACCUGAAGGAGCUAGCUGACCGUUCAUUGCUUCAAGUUGUCGACAGGAAUGAAUAUGGAAGGCCAAAGAGGUUUCAGAUGCAUGACCUUGUGAGGGAGAUAACUCUAACAAUAUCCAAGAAGGAAAAGUUUGCUACUGCAUGGGACUAUCGAUCUCGUCGAGUUUCCGUACAGAAGGAUGGUAUUCUGAUGCCGGUGAAAAUUUCUGCACAGCUCAGGUCCAUCAUCGUGUUUGUGGAGGAAGUAUCAUUGUCUUGGUUUAGGGACUGUUAUCCAAGUUUUAGAUUGUUGAGGGUCUUGAGCCUGAGACACUGCCAUAUUCAGAAAAUACCAGAUAAUGUGUCUAAUUUGUUUAACUUGCAUUACCUUGACUUGGGAUAUACAUUACUCAAGGAGAUACCAAGAUCUAUUGGGAAGCUUAGCAAUCUGCAAACGCUGUAUCGCAAGGGUUCUGUACUCGAGUUGCCAAGUGAAGUAACUAUGUUAACAAAGCUUCAGCACCUAAUUAUAGAUGUUGGAAGAUGUUGCCUUGGUGGUGGAGGGACCGUAGCCCAAAAAACAGUUGUCUGGUUACAAGUUAAGGAAGGAGGAGGAGAUUACAUGUUGGAAGUAAGAUUACACCAAAAGAGGUGGUUCCCUGUGCUCAAGCACCUCUACUUGAGCUCCAUGGGUGAGUUGAAGGAGGUUGAGAUUGAGGACGGCACCUUGAGAACCUUGCGUCGGCUAGAGCUCUGGGGCUUGAAAAGCUUGACGUCGGUACCAGAGGGCCUUAAAUCACUCCAACAGCUGUGCGUCGGCUCGAUGAUGCCUGAAGAGUUCAUAACAAGGUUAGAAGGAUGCGAUCGAUGGAUUGUUGAACACAUCCCCUACAUUGGAGAUCCGUGA